AUAUAUAGUACAAGUGUUAAUUGACAACAACAAAGUUUUAAUACAUUCCUCCAUUUACAUAGAGACAAGCUUUAUCAAAUUUUGAAAUCAUGAGGUGUACUACUUUGUUUAUGGUUUCUUGUGUUUUCAUAUUUUACAUUCUGAGUCAUGGUAAAGAUGGAGACGCUAGAGACACUGACUGUUGGGAUUAUAUCACAUUCCCUGAGGGAAAAUGCGGCUUCCACGGAAAUAAGAAAUGCUUCGAAGACAUGCGUUCAAAGAACAAAACAAUACGCUAUCGUCAGUGCAAAUGUACCAUCACAGGAUUUUGGGGGCACCAACAUGGAUGCUAUUGUCGAAGGGCUGAUCCCUCUAAUUGCUUAUAGAAAUGUGUAGACAUUUCGGCCAAUCAAACCCAAAAUCUAUUCACUGAUGAUAACUCAGAAAGAAAUUGCGUAGGAGAGUUUUUGCUGUUUACAAAUAAAUAAACAAUGGUGGUAAUAUGAUCGAUGAUACCUUUUAUAGUUAUGUUACGUUGUGUCAUAGUAAAUCUAAAAAGAUUAAUUAUGGCGGAGUGUUCUUAUCUCGUUUAUUAGUUUGUUUGUUUGUCUGUGUUCAACAUUUUCAAAUAAGAAAUAGUUGAGGUGU
Brassica napus (rape) is the source of this 627-nucleotide messenger RNA. RefSeq names its product putative defensin-like protein 233. Bases 90 to 365 code for a protein of 91 amino acids. NCBI's taxonomy places the organism in Eukaryota, Viridiplantae, Streptophyta, Magnoliopsida, Brassicales, Brassicaceae. The record is from RefSeq and is a predicted model, not a curated record. The transcript has 2 exons. Gene Ontology annotation, biological process: signal transduction.